CCGCAGAGCCCGCCCGGCUCCGGCCUCCCGGGGCUGCGGUGCCGCUCGCUCGGCUGCGCCUCCGCCGUCCUCCCGCCGGACGAGGUGUUAUAAUUUCAAGAAAUGCAGUGACAUAUUUGAAGAACAACACUCACAGAAACUUCUGUUGUGUGAAAAUUUUUAAAACUAGAAUGGCCUUGAAAAAGGCACCUAAACUAUUUAAGACAUUUUUUCAUUGGAAACUUUGGAAGUUUAGCAUUAUUGUGUUUGUCUUUCUGGUAUUUUUAUUUUUAUUACAAAGAGAAGUGGGUGUUCAAGAUUUUAAGGAUGAAGCAGGGAUUGAGCCAGUUGUUGGAAAGAAAAGUCAUGUAUUAGGUCUUGUGUUAAAUGCUAUGAACAAUAUCAAAGGUGCAAAGCCAAAAAUGCAGAUAAAAGCACCCAUUAGGCAAACUAAGGUUCCUGGAGAGAGACACUGUUUGCCAGGGCACUAUACUCCAGUGGAACUGAAACCCUUUCUAGAUCGGCCCCUUCAAGAUCCUAACGCUCCUGGAGCUUCUGGCAAAGCAUUUAAAACCAUCAACUUAAAUUCAGAAGAGCAGAAAGAAAAACAGGCUGGAGAAGAGAAACACUGUUUUAAUGCAUUUGCAAGUGAUAGGAUUUCUUUACACCGAGAUCUUGGACCAGACACUCGACCUCCUGAAUGUAUUGAGCAAAAAUUUAAGCGUUGCCCGCCAUUGCCAACCACCAGCAUUAUCAUUGUUUUCCAUAAUGAAGCGUGGUCAACUCUGCUCAGAACUGUCCACAGCGUGAUGUACACAUCUCCCGCCAUACUGCUGAAAGAGAUUAUUUUGGUGGAUGAUGCCAGCGUAGAUGAGUACCUGCAUGAUAAACUAGAUGAAUAUGUGAAGCAGUUUCAGAUAGUUAAAGUUGUCCGUCAGAAGGAAAGGAAAGGUCUGAUCACUGCACGGUUGUUGGGAGCUUCAGUAGCAACAGGAGAGACCCUCACCUUCCUGGAUGCUCAUUGUGAAUGCUUUUAUGGCUGGUUAGAGCCAUUAUUGGCAAGAAUAGCUGAGAAUCCUGUUGCUGUUGUAAGCCCUGACAUUGCUUCUAUUGAUCUCAAUACCUUUGAAUUCAGUAAACCAUCUCCUUAUGGGCAUAGCCACAACAGAGGUAAUUUUGACUGGAGUUUGUCAUUUGGAUGGGAGUCUCUUCCUAAACAUGAGAAUAAAAGAAGAAAGGAUGAAACCUAUCCAAUUAGAACACCUACCUUUGCUGGAGGCCUCUUUUCAAUAUCGAAAGACUACUUUGAAUACAUUGGAAGCUAUGAUGAAGAAAUGGAAAUAUGGGGAGGUGAAAAUAUAGAAAUGUCUUUCAGAGUAUGGCAAUGUGGUGGACAGUUGGAGAUCAUGCCUUGCUCUGUUGUUGGCCAUGUCUUUCGCAGCAAGAGUCCCCAUACUUUCCCAAAAGGUACUCAGGUGAUCACACGUAAUCAAGUUCGCCUUGCAGAAGUGUGGAUGGAUGAAUAUAAAGAAAUAUUUUACCGAAGAAACACAGAGGCAGCAAAAAUUGUGAAACAAAAAACAUUUGGAGACAUAUCAAAAAGAAUUGAUUUAAGGCAGCGCCUGCAGUGUAAAAAUUUUACCUGGUACCUCAGUAAUGUUUAUCCAGAAGCAUAUGUGCCAGACCUGAAUCCUUUGUUUUCUGGAUAUUUAAAAAAUAUAGGUAACCGCAUGUGUCUGGAUGUUGGUGAAAAUAACCAUGGUGGCAAACCAUUGAUUAUGUAUUCUUGUCAUGGACUCGGAGGAAACCAGGACUCGCACUCUCAAGGAAGAUGUUGGUUGGGAUCCGGCCAACGGGAGACCAAGUGUCCAGGCCUGAGCCACCUUCCCUAUCACGCUUGCAGCCUCACAGUGUGAGGUCACAGUGGCCAAUCCUGUACUGGCUAAUGCAAGUGAAUAAUAUGAUUCCAUUUGUUCAAGAGGAGCUCUCUUUGGUCCAUAGCUCUUGGAGGCAGCCAUGGUGCUCUGUUCCUUCUACAAUAUGACUUGCAAUAGAUGUCAGAUUCUGAAUCGUUCUGUCAUUACUGUAACACUAACAAAAGGAGCAUCUCCUUCCCUGCCCAGAAAUGCACACUUCUCUGUUUCCCUUAAAAGUGAUCCUUAAUAAUUAAAGGUCAGCAAAGGUCUAAAAGUUUUUAUUAGAAUAUAAUUGUUAUCUUAUGCGGAGGAGGGUGUUAAUAAUUUUUUUUUCAAUCUUAAAAGACAUUCAUUGAUGGCACUGUGAAACUUGAGACAUAUAAUCCUAGUCAGGUGAUAUGUUCUUCCUAAUAAUUUUUUGUGAGACAUGGCAUGCUAUCUAGAUUAAGAAGUACCCUAUUAUGUUAGCUUCUUACAGGAUUGAAUUUGGGGUUUUAUUCGAUUGUGGAUUAAUGCUAUUAGCCUUUUCACAUUGUCACAGUCAUUAAUUUGGGAACACUGUAGAAAGACAUUGUAUUAAGAGAUCUGUAUGCUUCUAUUCUCUUAAGUUAUCUUGGGCUAUACUAAAAUUCUGUUCUUUCAAGUGUUAUGUUUUUUGUUUCCCCUUCUGCUACAAAAUAAGUCUGAAUACCUUUAAAUGCUGGCCUUCAGAGAACUGAUUUUGCUGGUAAUGCUUAAGAGAUGCAUAUGUGCUUACUUAACCCUUCUUAUGACAAUGCUCUGUCAGUUAUCCUCUGUUCUUUACCAGACUUUCAGCUACCAGACUGUCAGUGUAGGCUGAAUAUUUUCCAUGCUGUCUUCUUCGUCUAUAUAUUGGAAAUGGGAGUAGAAAAGAGAACCUAGUUUUUAGAGCUGUACAUCAGUUGUGUAUUAUUCUUACUUUUUAGAAUAUUGGAGGCUGGAAACAUACCCAUCUCAAUAUCCAAAAUUAAUAAAGUUCUAAACAUAGUUUUCAAGUAAUUAUUUUUAGGGCUUGCAGAGAUGUCGAAGUUCCAAAAAUAAAUCAGGACAGAUUAAGUCAUCUUACCAGAUGAAGAGUAAAUUACUGUGUCUGAGAGCUAAAUGACUAAGCAGGUCACUCCUUCACUACCUGUUUUGAGGACUAAUGUUGGUCAUAAAGUCUUAAGAGUGAGAUGCCUGUUUGUUCCUCAGUGCUGUUCCCAUUGUUUCCAAGGUAGUGAGGAGGUGAUUGCUGACCACUGGAAAACAGAAGGCCAAGAAGGGUAACUGAGCCUGGCCUUAAUAUUCAAAGGAAAGAUAUGAUGAAGGUGGCUGACAUCCAGAGGCAAGAAACAGUAGCAGUGAGAUGUAAUGUUAGGGACUCUGCUGGUAAAUGUGGGAGAAAAGGAGGAGACCUAAUGUUAGGUUAGGGCUGAAGGGGCAAAAGAACAGCUGUGUCUGUAACUUUUAGAAGUAAAUCCCUGUUAGGGUCAGGCUUACAGGUGACCUUAGGAGUACUCUGCUGUCAGGAAAUCAUGGUAAAAUGAGCUCACAAAAUACAUGCUUAUAAUUUUCUAAUGGUUACCUCACAGGAGGAUAUAACAGCAUCCUAUUGUUCACAUUUAUUGUUUAGAUCAAGCAGCAAAAGUUGGCAUACAGCAAUCAGCAUUGUUUUGUGUGACAACCUUUCUUUUUGGUUGUUCUAAGAAAAACCAAAAUCUAGCAACAGAAUUAAAUAAAGAUUUUUAGUUAACUUAAA
Molecule: messenger RNA, 3654 nt
Organism: Taeniopygia guttata (zebra finch)
Lineage: Eukaryota; Metazoa; Chordata; Aves; Passeriformes; Estrildidae
Source: RefSeq, a predicted model, not a curated record